AUGGGCUUUCUUUCCAAGUUCAAAGGGUCUGGAGCCCAGUCCACAGGCAACACGGUAUCGGAGCCAUCGGCCGUCGACAAAGAAGGAGGCCCUUUGCCGAGCGACUCUUACUCCAGUUCAGACAACGUCAGUCUACCAGAGUUGCAGGAGAAGGAAAUCCUACAGAACCCGGACCGACCGACCGAAUAUGCUCAGGAUGGUCUUAAAAAGGCGGAGGCCGUAGCUCUGGUUUGGCCCAGAUGGGCCGUCUACGCAACCUACGGAUGGAUUUGGGUUGCUUUCUUCAUGCUUGCCCUCCAGCAAGGAACGACUUCCAUUUUCAAUGCUCGCGCGUACGCCGAGUUCGUCACUGCGCCCCAGAUCACCACUGCCAACAUGCUUUCCAGCGUGAUUGGUGGUGUGGUCAAGCUGCCCAUCGCCAAAGUCCUCAAUAUCUGGGGUCGUGCAGAGGGCUUCUUCGUCUUUGUCUGUGUCUAUCUGAUUGGCAUGAUCAUUAUCGCGGCUUCCAAUGGACCGAACGGCUAUGCAGCAGGAUAUGUCCUAUACUGGAUCGGCUAUUAUUCGGUCUACCUGAUCAUGGAUGUCUUCGUGGCAGACACAUCUGGACUUCGCAAUCGAGCCUUUGCCUUUGCCUUUGUCGGCACUCCAUUCAUCUGCACAGCUUUUACCGCGCCAAAGUUGGGUCAGGCAUUUCUCUCUGCAACCACCUGGAGAUGGGGCUAUGGCGCAUUUGUCAUUAUCAUGUUCUUUAUCUUUAUGCCGCUGGUCGUCGUCUUCAAGUAUUACCAGAUGAAAGCUGAGAAGAUGGGUCUCUACAAACGGGCUUCCAGCGGCCGAACCACCGCCCAGUCGCUCGUCCACUACUUCCACGAGUUCGACAUCAUCGGGUGCUGCCUCCUCAUCGCUGCCUUCGUCCUGAUCCUGCUACCGUUCACUCUGAAGACCUACGGCAAGACACAAUACCAUUCGGCCAGCUUCAUUGCAAUGGUAAUCAUCGGCGGUCUCUUGUUCCCGGCAUUUGCUAUAUGGGAAAAGUACUUUGCGCGAACCCACUUCAUCCGAUGGGAACUGUUCAGGCAACGGACUGUUCUCGGUGCAUGCUUCCUCUCCGCCAUCCUUUACUUUUCAUUUUACUCCUGGGAUCUCUACUUCUACAACUUCGUCCUGGUGGUGUAUGACCUCAGUAUCAGUGAUGCUGGUUACAUGACCCAGAUUUACAAUGUCGGCUCCACAUUCUGGGGUGUCGUGUUUGGGAUCUGGAUCCGCUACACCAAGAGGUUUAAAUUUACUUGCCUGUGCUUCGGCUUGCCUCUCAUGUUCUUGGGCGCAGGGCUGAUGAUCUACUUCCGAGGCAACGACCAUGGCAUUGGCUACCUCAUCAUGUGUCAGAUCUUCAUCGCCUUUGCGGGUGGUACUCUUGUCAUCGGCGAAGACAUGGCUGUCAUGGCUUCAGCAGAUCGUGAUGGUGUCCCGAUGAUGCUUUCCCUGAUUGGGCUCAUGUCCAGUGUUGGUGGUGCCAUUGGUGACGCGGUCGCCGCAGCCAUCUACAACAACACUUUCCCCCAGGCGCUGAGGAAGGCUUUGCCAGCUGAUGCCCAGGGCGAUUGGAUGACCAUCUACAAUGGAGGAUACCUGACUCAGAUGACAUACCCCGUCGGAAGCCCCAUCAGAAACGCGAUCGAUCAUGCCUGGGGAGAGAGUCAGAAGUACGGCGCCAUCUCCGCCACUUGCAUCCUCGUAUUGGCUAUCCCUUCCAUCGCCAUCUGGAAGAACCACAACGUUGACAAGAAGCAGAACAAGGGAAAUGUGCUCUGA
Messenger RNA from Exophiala dermatitidis NIH/UT8656, 1815 nucleotides. RefSeq names its product MFS transporter, SIT family, siderophore-iron:H+ symporter. NCBI's taxonomy places the organism in Eukaryota, Fungi, Ascomycota, Eurotiomycetes, Chaetothyriales, Herpotrichiellaceae. Gene Ontology annotation, molecular function: transmembrane transporter activity. The transcript is spliced from 2 exons. Gene Ontology annotation, biological process: transmembrane transport. Bases 1 to 1815 code for a protein of 604 amino acids. The record is from RefSeq and is a predicted model, not a curated record.